This is a messenger RNA of Seriola dumerili (greater amberjack), 2174 nucleotides long. Its product is annotated as polypeptide N-acetylgalactosaminyltransferase 10-like. Bases 110 to 1933 code for a protein of 607 amino acids. The transcript is spliced from 12 exons. The record is from RefSeq and is a predicted model, not a curated record. Lineage: Eukaryota; Metazoa; Chordata; Actinopteri; Carangiformes; Carangidae. Gene Ontology annotation, cellular component: Golgi apparatus.
CCCCAGUCACAGUGAAAGUUGUCUCCGCUCAGAAGAGCGGAGGUCCAGGGCUCGCCAGUUUCCCCACCGCCGCUGCUUCCACACGCCGCUGGUUCUUUCCCGGGGAGAGAUGAGGCGGAAAGAGAAGAGGCUGCUGCAGUUCGCCGGGCUGCUCAUAGCCGCUCUCCUUUUCCUCCCGAACGUCGGGCUGUGGUCUUUGUACAGGGACCGAGUGUUCGACAACUCGCCCGACACAGUGGACGGUCCGGGCGGCGGCGUCCCCCCGAUACAGGGGGUGAACCGGAUGGGGAAGGACGCUCAGGUGGGACGUGACGGCGUGCGGAGGAAAGACUGGCAUGACUAUGAGGCGAUCAAAAGAGACGCUUCUCGAUCCGGUAACGGUGAACAGGGGAAGCCGUUCCCCCUGACGGACGCCGACCGGGUGGACCAGGCCUACAGGGAGAACGGAUUCAACAUCUACGUCAGCGACCGGAUCUCCCUCAACCGCUCCGUCCCGGACAUCCGCCACCCGAACUGUAAACAGAAGCUGUAUUCAGAGAAGCUGCCCAACACCAGCAUCAUCAUCCCGUUCCAUAACGAGGGCUGGUCGUCGCUGCUGAGGACUGUUCACAGCAUCCUCAACCGCUCUCCUCCACAGCUCAUCGCAGAGGUCAUCCUGGUCGACGACUUCAGUGACAAAGAGCACCUAAAGGUGGCACUGGAGGAGUACAUGGUGCGCAUGCCGAAGGUUCGCAUCCUGAGGACCAAGAAGAGGGAGGGGCUGAUCAGGACCCGCCUGCUGGGAGCCGCCGCCGCUAAAGGAGAAGUCAUCACCUUCCUGGACUCCCACUGCGAGGCCAACGUCAACUGGCUGCCUCCGCUGCUGGACCGGAUCGCCCAGAACAGGAAGACCAUCGUGUGUCCCAUGAUCGACGUCAUCGACCACGACAACUUCGGCUACGAGACUCAGGCGGGAGACGCCAUGCGAGGGGCGUUCGACUGGGAAAUGUAUUACAAGCGGAUCCCCAUCCCCACCGAGCUGCAGAAGGACGACCCCAGUGAACCCUUCGAGUCACCUGUGAUGGCAGGCGGACUGUUCGCCGUGGACAGGAAGUGGUUCUGGGAGCUGGGAGGAUACGACACGGGGCUGGAGAUCUGGGGAGGAGAACAGUACGAGAUCUCCUUCAAGGUGUGGAUGUGCGGUGGUCGGAUGGAGGACAUCCCUUGCUCCAGGGUCGGACACAUCUACAGGAAGUACGUCCCCUACAAAGUUCCUGGUGGGGUCAGUCUGGCCAGGAACCUGAAACGCGUGGCGGAGGUGUGGAUGGACGAAUACGCCGAGUACAUCUACCAGCGCCGGCCCGAGUACCGCCACCUGUCGGCGGGAGACAUGACGGUGCAGAAGGAGCUGAGGAACCGGCUCAACUGCAAGAGCUUCAAGUGGUUCAUGAGCGAUGUGGCCUGGGAUCUGCCCAAACACUACCCGCCGGUGGAGCCCCCCGCCGCCGCGUGGGGAGAGAUCCGUAACGUGGGCAGCAGCGGCAUGUGUAUGGAGAGUAAACACUUUGUGUCGGGGAGCCCCAUCCGCCUGGAGAGCUGCGUGAAGGGGCGGGGCGAGGUGAGCUGGAGCCACGGACAGGUGUUCACGUUCGGCUGGAGGGAGGACGUCCGGGUGGGCGACCCCAUGCACACUAAAAAAGUCUGCUUCGACGCCAUCUCCCACAACAGCCCCGUCACCCUGUACGACUGCCAUGGCAUGAAGGGCAACCAGCUGUGGCGCUACAGGAAGGACAAGAGCCUGUAUCACCCCGUCAGUAACAGCUGCAUCGACUGCAGCGCCAGCGAGCGCCGGGUCUUCAUGAACACGUGCAACCCCUCCUCCCCGACCCAGCAGUGGCUGUUCGAGAGGACCAACGCCACCGUGCUGGAGCACUUCAACCAGGGCACCAACUGAGGCCCCGCCCCCUCGCCAUCUGAGAGAAAAGGGAGUCGUGACGCAGGCGGACGUGGAUCUGCUGCUCCUGCUGCUGUGAAUGGGGUUUUUUGUUUUGUUUUUUUUACAUGAACUCUGCCCCCCCCCCCACUCCGCCCCCCCGACUCCAUGUUUACCUGGCACUGAGGUGACACCUGUUUCUCUUUGGGGUGCUCAGAGUGAGGCAGGAUGGGAUACCGUUCAGCGGGGAGGGGGGAGGAGG